AUGGGGAAACCCAAAAACACAACCGCCGGGAAGACAAAGGCCGGCUCUGGAACUAACAAUGGCGGCAAUGCAAAGUUGACCGCAGCUUCAGUUCCCGCCGCGCCGCCCGCUUGGCCUCAGUUCAAGCCGCCGCUACCUGUCACCGACCUGGCUGCCGACCAGCUCGCAUCUUGCCCCGACAAGGUCCUCCUGAUUCGCAACUUUUGGCCAAAAUCCCUCUGCAGUUCUUAUGUCACUUUUCUGAGGGGUUUACCGCUGAUCACUACCCCUGGUCGGCCUAAGCGGGGAGAAGCGGUUAGAGUGAACGACCGUUUUCAAGUGCAGGAUGCUGCCUUUGCUCAACGCCUGUGGACGGAGACUGGGCUGCGCGAAUCGCUUGCUCAAGAAGACAUUCAGGGUUUAUGGGGCGGUGAAGUCGUCGGUCUAAAUCCCAAUAUUCGCAUCUAUCGUUACUCCAAGGGCCAGUACUUCGAUGCACAUUACGACGAUUCUAACAACGUAUCACUCAACCUCAACCCCUCCUCCGGACCCGUCACAUGCAAGACAACCUGGACGCUGCUCCUCUAUCUCACCUCUUCCACCGAGGGCUGUGUUGGCGGCGAGACCGUUUUCUUCCCCAACGACCGCCGCUCCGCCAAGGAGGAGAUCCCGGUCGCCCUCGAAACGGGUAUGCUCCUCUUACACAAGCACGGCGACGACUGCAUGCUGCACGAGGGGCGCGAGGUCAGCGCAGGCGAGAAAUGGGUGCUUAGAACGGACCUUUGCAUCAGGAAGUGA
Messenger RNA from Colletotrichum godetiae, 777 nucleotides. RefSeq lists its product as uncharacterized. Gene Ontology annotation, biological process: peptidyl-proline hydroxylation to 4-hydroxy-L-proline. The record is from RefSeq and is a predicted model, not a curated record. Gene Ontology annotation, molecular function: L-ascorbic acid binding; iron ion binding; procollagen-proline 4-dioxygenase activity. Bases 1 to 777 code for a protein of 258 amino acids. Gene Ontology annotation, cellular component: endoplasmic reticulum. The transcript is spliced from 4 exons. NCBI's taxonomy places the organism in Eukaryota, Fungi, Ascomycota, Sordariomycetes, Glomerellales, Glomerellaceae.